ACAUGACCGGUUUCAUUUUGGAUUACAUUAACAGAUCGUUGAAGAACGAAGAAGAAGAUACUCAGCCGGAAUACAAUGAAACGGAUGGAGCCGACGGAGCAAAUGCUGAAGAAUCUGUGGAAGACCUGAUUGCACGGGCGGAAAAUAUGAUUCGCGAAAAUACUCGACAAAUCGAUCAAAUGAACAUUCCUGAGACCACUACGAUAGCUACGACCAAUGAUUGGAUGCAACAGUUCAUUGCACAGUCGGAAACUAGGGAGGCAGAUAAUCCAACCAGCUCCGGACAAUGCACAACAACAACAACUUCAACUUCUUCCACCAUCCAUCUGACCGAUGAAUCGGGCCAACCAGAUGUGAUUGAAGUGUCAUAUGUAGCUCCGGUUGCUACCGUUAUUUCCGUCGACACCGACAGUGACGAUAAGGUCAUUUUCGUGACCAGCCACUGCGACCGAGGCCAUCCGUUGUGAUUCCUGCCAUAGAU
This is a messenger RNA of Bradysia coprophila, 481 nucleotides long. RefSeq lists its product as uncharacterized. The record is from RefSeq and is a predicted model, not a curated record. Lineage: Eukaryota; Metazoa; Arthropoda; Insecta; Diptera; Sciaridae.